CCUACCUUCUUUUUCUUCAACUACGAUCACAUGGCUUUCGCUGCUGCCAAACCUUUCUCUAAUAAUUCUCUAAUGCACACUACCAAGCAUCCCCCAAAACGUCCCCUUUUGCUCAAGGACUACCUCAGGGACGACCUCGGUUCCUGUUCAUCCAACGGUUUUAAAUCGUUGCCGCGCCGACGAUGCUGCACCACCGUGGGAUUCUUCGUUGAGAAAGAUCUCCAACUCCAACGCAAAACAAGGAACACACUACCUCGACGUCGACGAUCAUCCGUGUCGGCUCUGCAGAGAGCUUCCGUGGCCGUAAUCAACGCGAUAAAAUCGCUUCCGACGUCACAAAAGGGUGGUAGAGCGAAGAGAGGUGGCGUUCUCUGUAGAAGCCUCUCGAGGAAGCUGUUGAGUAGAAGCUUCUGGAAAAAAGCAGCAGUGGUGAGGGAAGAGGGAAGCCAACAAGGCGUGCCGCGGAGGAGGACAUCUUUCCGGGAACUCAUUAUGCUGGAUCAGGAACAUCAUAAAGCGACGUCGUUCAUUGAGUAUACUGCAUUAGCUGCCCCGAGUUUCACCACUUCUUCUGGUUGUGGCAGUAACAGUUGGGGAGAGAGUGAAUUCACGUUUGCAUCUACCGCUGCUUCCUCUGAGAGCUCCAACGAAAACUACCUCCUGCUUGAGACAACCAAAGAGUAUACACCACGACGUCACAAGGUAGAAGAAGAAGUGGUAACCAAGGAAUACUGGGCAAAUGAGAAAGAACAGUUUAGUCCUGUAUCGAUACUAGAUUGUCCAUUUGUAGAUGAAGAAGAGAUUUACAAGUGUCGUUUCAGAUCCACUUCCUCUGUUGUUUCCAUCACGGAAGGAAGGAAACACAAGCAUAUGCACGAAAGAUGCCAUUUAGAAAGUGUGGCUUCACCGGAGCCGGUGAUUUUAGAGAAAAGGUUUGCGCGGUUAGAGGCGGGGGAUGAAACACUCAAGCAUUCUACAAAACAACGUUCCCGCGUAGUAGUGCCAGCAGCGCGUACUCGAAAUAACUUGCGUCCUGCAAACAAUCACGACAUUGAGGAGAACGCUCGAAAUCUUCUCAACUUCGUUAAAGGAUCAAAUCCACAGAACACUUUGAUACUUAAGGCAGAGAACCUGCUGUUUGAUUACUUCAAGAAGAGUGUUGGAGAAUGUAAAGAAAUUGAUCUGUCAAAAAAGCUUCACCUUUGCAAGGUAGCAGAGGAUUGGAUAAACGGGCGACCCCAAGAACUGUAUUUGGAUUGGGAAGAACAAGGACGAAGGUCUGUGUAUGUUAGGGAGAUGGACAGAUGUGAAGGGUGGAAAAACUAUGAUCAAGAAAUACAACAAUUGGGUGGGGACCUGGCAAACGAAGUCUUGACAAUUCUGGUUAAUGAGUCAGUGCUUGAUCUUAUGAUACGUGCCAGCCACUGAGAUAACAUGCUGCCGAUUACCUUUUUCCAUUGUUUCUUUUUCCUUUUACAUCGAUUGUAUUCGUCUCUUCUCCCUGUCUCGGGGAUACGAGACUCUAAAUUUUGGAACAAUUAGGGAAAAUUUUUGCUUUUA
Vigna angularis (adzuki bean) is the source of this 1560-nucleotide messenger RNA. RefSeq lists its product as uncharacterized. The record is from RefSeq and is a predicted model, not a curated record. The transcript has 3 exons. Bases 31 to 1428 code for a protein of 465 amino acids. Lineage: Eukaryota; Viridiplantae; Streptophyta; Magnoliopsida; Fabales; Fabaceae.